Messenger RNA from Echinops telfairi (small Madagascar hedgehog), 1671 nucleotides. RefSeq names its product protein-L-isoaspartate (D-aspartate) O-methyltransferase domain containing 2 (gene PCMTD2). Lineage: Eukaryota; Metazoa; Chordata; Mammalia; Afrosoricida; Tenrecidae. The record is from RefSeq and is a predicted model, not a curated record. Bases 446 to 1174 code for a protein of 242 amino acids. Gene Ontology annotation, cellular component: cytoplasm. The transcript is spliced from 5 exons. Gene Ontology annotation, molecular function: protein-L-isoaspartate (D-aspartate) O-methyltransferase activity. Gene Ontology annotation, biological process: protein modification process.
CUCAGAAUCGCAGUGUUGCUUUGUGACUGGAUGGGAGGGAGCCCCUCAAAUUGACUUCUGGUCCAGUGAGACACCACAAGAAGGCCAUGCAAAUUUCCCACCCCCACCCUUACUUGCGUGCCCACGCAUGUACCUUUUCAGCCAUGUGAGGGCUUUAAGGACCCCACCCCACCCCCACUCCAUCGCUCUGGGCUUCCUGUGGGAUGCCGCCCAAUUAGUAAUGAGGCCCACAGUGUGGCUGUACACUGGGGCAGCUCCCUGCCCUGAGCCCUGCUCAGCCCCCACCGUUGUAGGACGUGUCCUUGGUGUAGGAACUGCGGCGCCCCCACUCCUCUAAAGGUGCUGUUGCCCCUUUUGCUGGUUUCCAGGGGCAGGACUCAAGCGCCUCCCACUGCCACCACUGGGCGCCCUACUGCUGUGGGGGGCGCAGCAGGGGCGGCACAGCAUGGGCGGUGCAGUGAGUGCGGGGGAGGACAACGACGAGCUAAUUGACAACCUGAAGGAAGCGCAGUACAUCCGCACGGAGCGCGUGGAGCAGGCCUUCCGUGCCAUCGACCGCGCAGACUACUACCUGGAGGAGUUCAAGGACAACGCCUACAAGGACCUGGCCUGGAAGCAUGGCCACAUCCACCUAUCAGCCCCGUGCAUCUACUCGGAGGUGAUGGAGGCGCUGGACCUGCAGCCCGGCCUCUCCUUCCUCAACCUGGGCAGUGGCACUGGCUACCUCAGCUCCAUGGUCGGCCUCAUUCUUGGCCCUUUUGGCGUCAACCAUGGCGUGGAACUGCACUCGGAGGUGACCGAGUAUGCGAGGCGGAAGCUGGACCUCUUCAUCAAGACCAGCGACAGCUUUGACAAGUUUGAAUUCUGCGAACCUUCCUUUGUGACUGGCAACUGCCUGGAGCUCUCCCCAGACUGCACGCAGUAUGACCGCGUGUACUGCGGCGCCGGGGUGCAGAAGGAGCAUGAGGACUACAUGAAGAACCUGCUCAGAGUCGGUGGCAUUCUGGUCAUGCCUCUGGAAGAGAAGGUCAGGCUGACCAAGAUAACACGGACUGGUCCUUCUGCGUGGGAGACCAAGAAGAUCCUGGCAGUUUCUUUUGCUCCUCUUAUCCAGCCCUGCCACUCCGAGUCUGGGCAGUCACGCCUUGUCCAGUUACGUAAGUACAAAGGUUGAGACUGCUUCGGGAGCAACAUCAUCUCAGGAGACCUGGAAAGGGUACACAAUUGACAAGCAGCCUCUAGGAUCAGUGCCUGCCCCACCCGACCCCCACUUCUACCCCGGGUUCCUACUGGGCCCCAGCCUGAGUUGGGCUUGCAGAGGACCCCCAAAUAUCCCCCAACACACAGACACAACGGGGUGGGGUUUUUUUGUGACGAUUCCUUGGCCCCGCCCCUCUGCAGCCACUUCUCCCAGGUCACAGCCAGCAAGCCCCAUACGUUUGUUCUCCAGUUUCAACAAAGAUUCACAGGCAUUGAGAGUGCCAGUCCGUUUUAAUCAUUUCACAUGAAACGACUGUGCAUGCCCUGGUGCUCCUUCGGGAAAUCAGGAAAAUGUCAAACAAAAGAAAAGGCAAGGAGAGAGAGGUGAUGCAUUUACACCCCCGCCCCUAGGGACAGGAGUCUCGGGCCUUCACGCCCGCUCACUUCCAUUUCUCCUGGGCUGCCCGCCUG